Molecule: messenger RNA, 13282 nt
Organism: Sciurus carolinensis (gray squirrel)
Lineage: Eukaryota; Metazoa; Chordata; Mammalia; Rodentia; Sciuridae
Gene: Plxna4
Product: plexin A4
Exons: 32
Coding region: 907-6588 (1893 amino acids)
Biological process (GO): semaphorin-plexin signaling pathway involved in axon guidance; regulation of cell migration; regulation of cell shape
Cellular component (GO): semaphorin receptor complex
Molecular function (GO): semaphorin receptor activity; protein binding
Source: RefSeq, a predicted model, not a curated record
GCGGCGGCCCCGCUCCCUGCCCCCUGCAAACUUUGCGAGCAGCCCGCCCGGGGGGCCGGGGGCGCGCCCGGGAGGCCGGGCUCGGACCGCGGCCGCGCUCUCGGCCGCCGCAGCGCCAGCCGCCGCUGCCGCCACCGCUGCAGCCCCGCGCCUCCCAGGGGAGCAGCCGGUGGCUCCCGCGGCCCCCCAGCCCCAGCCCCUGGGAACUGCCCGGCGAGUCGCUCGGCAGGGGCGGGGGCAGCAGCGGCGCGACCGGCCGCGGACUGCCGGGGGGCGGCAGCCGCUGCCCAGCCAGGCACGCAGGGGCGCCGAGAGUGCUCCGCGGCGGGUCCCCAGUGCACUCGCCGCGCCCGGGCAGCGGCCCGACCCGGCGAGCAUGGGCGGCGCGGAGUGACGCCGCUGUGCCCGCUUGGCAUCAAGGACAUUCAGCCCGCGGGGGUGGGGACGAAGGGGGGCAGCCCCGCGUCGCCACCGCAGCCCCGGAGAGCCGCCGCUGCUGCUUGGGCUCGGGGGCUAGGUGGAGGAAAGGGGUGCUUGGAAUCGAUCCACAUUUUCCGACCUUUUUGUUGGACAUUACGCCCACCUUGGACGCUGCAAGAGGAGCUGUCAAACCCCGCAGGCUCUGAUUUGGCCCCCUCCGCUUUCCUUUGCUGCUCCCGGCUUCCCUGUGCCUCGGUGGAGUAUUUGCGUUCGGGGCUGGGGCUGGAGGAGGCAGCCACACGCGCGCACACGCACACGUUCAGAGGAGGGCGAGAGGCAGCGGCACAGGCACCAUCUGCAGUGUCAAUGCGGCGCUCCCGCUGAAGGAGGGAAACGCGGCGCUUCCAGGGGAGAUUGCCCUGCUGAGUCCCGGCCCUCGGAGGAGACUGCCCCUGUGCUGCUGGGCUGUGAGGACCCUUCUCUGAAAUGAAAGCCAUGCCUUGGAACUGGACUUGCCUGCUCUCCCACCUCCUGAUGGUAGGGAUGGGCUCCUCCACUCUCCUCCCCCGACAGCCACCCCCGCUGACCCAGAAGCGGUCCUUUGUCACUUUCCGAGGAGAGCCCACUGAGGGCUUCAAUCACCUGGUGGUGGACGAGAGGACAGGGCACAUUUACUUGGGGGCCGUCAACAGGAUCUAUAAGCUUUCCAGUGACCUGAAGGUCUUGGUGACCCACCAGACUGGGCCGGAUGAGGACAACCCCAAGUGCUACCCGCCCCGCAUUGUCCAGACCUGCAAUGAGCCUCUGACCACCACCAACAAUGUCAACAAAAUGCUCCUCAUAGACUACAAGGAGAACCGGCUGAUUGCUUGCGGGAGCCUGUACCAGGGCAUCUGCAAGCUCCUGAGGUUGGAGGACCUCUUUAAGUUGGGGGAGCCUUUUCACAAGAAGGAGCACUACCUGUCGGGGGUCAAUGAGAGCGGCUCGGUCUUUGGAGUGAUCGUCUCCUACAGCAACCUGGAUGACAAGCUCUUCAUUGCCACGGCAGUGGAUGGGAAACCUGAGUAUUUUCCUACCAUCUCCAGCCGGAAGCUGACCAAGAACUCCGAGGCGGAUGGCAUGUUUGCUUAUGUCUUCCAUGAUGAGUUUGUGGCUUCCAUGAUCAAGAUCCCCUCGGACACCUUCACCGUCAUCCCUGACUUUGAUAUCUACUACGUCUAUGGUUUCAGCAGUGGCAACUUUGUCUACUUUUUGACCCUUCAGCCUGAGAUGGUGUCUCCCCCAGGCUCCACCACAAAGGAACAGGUGUAUACUUCCAAGCUCGUGCGGCUUUGCAAGGAGGACACAGCCUUCAAUUCCUACGUGGAGGUGCCCAUCGGCUGUGAGCGCAGCGGGGUGGAAUACCGCUUGCUGCAGGCCGCCUACCUGUCCAAAGCUGGGGCUGUGCUGGGCCGGACCCUGGGGGUCCGUCCGGAUGAUGACCUCCUCUUCACUGUCUUCUCCAAGGGCCAGAAGCGGAAGAUGAAGUCUCUGGAUGAGUCAGCCCUCUGCAUCUUUAUCCUGAAGCAGAUCAAUGACCGCAUUAAGGAGCGGCUGCAGUCCUGCUACCGGGGCGAGGGCACGCUGGACCUGGCCUGGCUCAAGGUGAAGGAUAUCCCCUGCAGCAGCGCGCUCUUAACCAUUGAUGACAACUUCUGUGGCCUGGAUAUGAAUGCCCCCCUGGGAGUGUCCGAGAUGGUGCGAGGCAUUCCUGUCUUCACCGAGGACAGGGACCGCAUGACUUCCGUCAUUGCAUAUGUCUACAAGAAUCACUCUCUGGCCUUCGUGGGCACCAAGAGUGGCAAGCUGAAGAAGAUCCGGGUGGAUGGACCCAGGGGCAAUGCCCUGCAGUACGAGACAGUGCAGGUGGUAGACCCUGGCCCCGUCCUCCGCGACAUGGCCUUCUCCAAGGACCACGAGCAACUCUACAUCAUGUCAGAAAGGCAGCUCACCAGAGUGCCCGUGGAGUCCUGCGGUCAGUAUCGGAGCUGUGGGGAGUGCCUUGGCUCCGGUGAUCCCCACUGUGGCUGGUGUGUGCUCCAUAACACGUGCACCCGGAAGGAGCGGUGUGAGCGGUCCAGGGAGCCCCGCAGGUUUGCCUCAGAGAUGAAGCAGUGUGUCCGACUGACAGUUCAUCCCAACAACAUCUCCGUCUCUCAGUACAAUGUGCUGCUGGUCCUGGAGACAUACAAUGUCCCGGAGCUGUCAGCUGGCGUCAACUGCACCUUUGAGGACCUGUCAGAGAUGGAUGGGCUGGUGGUAGGCAAUCAGAUCCAGUGCUAUUCCCCUGCAGCCAAGGAGGUGCCCCGGAUCAUCACAGAGAACGGAGACCACCAUGUUGUACAGCUUCAACUCAAGUCGAAGGAGACAGGCAUGACCUUCGCCAGCACCAGCUUUGUCUUCUACAACUGCAGCGUCCACAAUUCGUGCCUGUCCUGCGUGGAGAGUCCGUACCGCUGCCACUGGUGUAAAUACAGGCACGUCUGCACCCACGACCCCAAGACUUGCUCCUUCCAGGAAGGCCGAGUGAAGCUGCCCGAGGACUGCCCCCAGCUGCUGCGAGUGGACAAGAUCCUGGUACCCGUGGAGGUGAUCAAGCCCAUCACUCUGAAGGCCAAGAACCUUCCGCAGCCCCAGUCUGGGCAGCGUGGCUACGAGUGCAUCCUGAACAUCCAGGGCAGCGAGCAGAGGGUGCCCGCCCUGCGCUUCAACAGCUCCAGCGUGCAGUGCCAGAACACCUCCUAUUCCUAUGAAGGGAUGGAGAUCAACAACCUGCCCGUGGAGUUGACGGUCGUGUGGAAUGGGCACUUCAACAUUGACAACCCAGCUCAGAACAAAGUCUACCUCUACAAGUGCGGAGCCAUGCGUGAGAGCUGCGGGCUGUGCCUCAAGGCAGACCCAGACUUCGAGUGCGGCUGGUGCCAGAGUCCAGGCCAGUGCACCCUGCGCCAACACUGCCCUGCCCACGAGAGCCGCUGGCUGGAGCUGUCAGGCGCCAAUAGCAAGUGCACCAACCCCCGCAUCACGGAGAUAAUCCCAGUGACAGGCCCCCGGGAAGGGGGCACCAAGGUCACCAUCCGAGGAGAGAACCUGGGCCUGGAAUUCCGGGACAUCGCCUCCCAUGUCAAAGUGGCUGGCGUAGAGUGCAGCCCCUUGGUGGACGGCUACAUCCCUGCAGAACAGAUCGUGUGUGAGAUGGGAGAGGCCAAGCCCAGCCAGCACGCAGGCUUCGUGGAGAUCUGUGUGGCGGUGUGUCGGCCGGAGUUCAUGGCCCGCUCCUCCCAGCUCUACUACUUCAUGACACUGACCCUCUCAGACCUUAAGCCCAGCCGGGGGCCCAUGUCCGGGGGCACGCAGGUGACCAUCACGGGCACCAACCUGAAUGCAGGCAGUGACGUGGUGGUGAUGUUUGGAAAGCAGCCCUGCCUCUUCCACAGGCGGUCUCCAUCCUACAUCAUCUGCAACACCACGUCCUCAGAGGAGGUGCUGGAGAUGGAGGUGACGGUGCAGGUGGACAGGGCCAAGAUCCGCCGGGACCUGGUCUUCCAGUACGUGGAGGACCCCACCAUCGUGCGCAUCGAGCCCGAGUGGAGCAUCGUCAGUGGAAACACACCCAUCGCUGUCUGGGGGACUCACCUGGACCUCAUACAGAACCCCCAGAUCCGUGCCAAGCAUGGCGGGAAGGAGCACAUCAACAUCUGUGAGGUUCUGAAUGCGACCGAGAUGACCUGCCAGGCUCCAGCCCUGGCCCUGGGUCCCGACCACCAGUCGGACCUCACCGAGAGGCCUGAGGAAUUUGGCUUCAUCCUGGACAAUGUCCAGUCCCUGCUAAUCCUCAACAAGACCAACUUCACCUACUACCCCAACCCUGUGUUUGAGGCCUUUGGUCCAUCAGGAAUCCUGGAGCUCAAGCCCGGUACCCCCAUCAUCCUAAAGGGCAAGAACCUGAUCCCACCCGUGGCUGGGGGCAACGUGAAGCUGAACUACACCGUGCUGGUGGGGGAGAAGCCGUGCACCGUGACCGUGUCGGACGUGCAGCUGCUCUGCGAGUCCCCCAACCUCAUAGGGAGGCACAAAGUGAUGGCCCGCGUCGGCGGCAUGGAGUACUCCCCGGGGAUGGUGUACAUCGCUCCCGACAGCCCGCUCAGCCUGCCGGCCAUCGUGAGCAUCGCAGUGGCCGGCGGCCUCCUCAUCAUCUUCAUCGUGGCUGUGCUCAUCGCUUACAAACGCAAGUCGCGGGAGAGCGACCUCACACUGAAGAGGCUGCAGAUGCAGAUGGACAACCUGGAGUCCCGCGUGGCACUGGAGUGCAAGGAAGCCUUUGCUGAGUUGCAGACAGAUAUCCAUGAGCUGACCAGUGACCUGGAUGGAGCUGGGAUCCCCUUCCUAGACUACAGAACCUACACCAUGCGAGUGCUGUUCCCAGGAAUUGAAGACCACCCUGUGCUCCGGGACCUCGAGGUCCCGGGCUACCGGCAGGAGCGGGUGGAGAAAGGUCUGAAGCUGUUUGCACAGCUCAUCAACAACAAGGUGUUCCUGCUGUCCUUCAUCCGCACGCUUGAGUCCCAGCGCAGCUUCUCCAUGCGCGACCGUGGCAACGUGGCCUCGCUCAUCAUGACCGUGCUGCAGAGCAAGCUGGAGUACGCCACCGACGUGCUGAAGCAGCUGCUGGCCGACCUCAUCGACAAGAACCUGGAGAGCAAGAACCACCCCAAGCUGCUGCUCAGGAGGACGGAGUCGGUGGCUGAGAAGAUGUUGACCAAUUGGUUCACUUUCCUCCUCUACAAGUUCCUCAAGGAGUGCGCUGGGGAGCCCCUCUUCUCCCUGUUCUGUGCCAUCAAGCAACAGAUGGAGAAGGGCCCCAUCGAUGCCAUCACGGGCGAGGCCCGCUACUCCCUGAGUGAGGACAAGCUCAUCCGGCAGCAGAUCGAGUACAGGACCCUGGUCUUGAGCUGUGUCAGUCCAGACAAUGCCAACGGCCCUGAGGUCCCAGUGAAGAUCCUCAACUGUGACACCAUCACUCAGGUCAAAGAGAAGAUUCUGGAUGCCAUCUUUAAGAAUGUGCCCUGUUCCCACCGGCCCAAGGCUGCAGACAUGGACCUCGAGUGGAGACAAGGAAGCGGGGCAAGAAUGAUCCUGCAGGAUGAAGACAUCACCACCAAGAUCGAGAACGACUGGAAGAGACUGAACACCCUGGCCCAUUACCAGGUGCCGGAUGGUUCCGUGGUAGCUUUAGUGUCCAAGCAGGUGACGGCUUAUAAUGCAGUGAACAACUCCACGGUCUCCAGGACCUCGGCGAGUAAAUACGAAAACAUGAUCCGGUACACAGGAAGCCCCGACAGCCUCCGCUCACGGACACCCAUGAUCACCCCCGACCUGGAGAGCGGAGUCAAGAUGUGGCAUCUGGUGAAGAACCAUGAGCAUGGGGACCAGAAGGAGGGUGACCGGGGGAGCAAGAUGGUCUCUGAGAUCUACCUGACACGCCUUCUGGCCACUAAGGGCACUCUGCAGAAGUUUGUGGACGACCUCUUCGAGACCAUCUUCAGCACGGCCCACCGGGGCUCCGCCCUGCCCCUGGCCAUCAAGUACAUGUUCGACUUCCUGGAUGAGCAGGCGGACAGGCAUGGCAUUCACGACCCGCACGUGCGCCACACCUGGAAGAGCAACUGCCUGCCCCUGCGGUUUUGGGUCAACAUGAUCAAGAACCCGCAGUUCGUGUUUGACAUCCAUAAGAACAGCAUCACGGACGCCUGCCUCUCUGUGGUGGCCCAGACCUUCAUGGACUCCUGCUCCACAUCGGAGCACCGACUGGGCAAGGACUCGCCCUCCAAUAAGCUGCUUUAUGCCAAGGACAUCCCCAGCUACAAGAACUGGGUGGAGAGGUAUUACUCAGACAUCGGGAAGAUGCCGGCCAUCAGUGACCAAGACAUGAACGCAUACCUGGCGGAACAGUCCCGGCUGCACAUGAGCGAGUUCAACACCAUGAGCGCGCUCUCGGAGAUCUUCUCCUACGUGGGCAAGUACAGUGAGGAGAUCCUUGGACCUCUGGACCAUGAUGACCAGUGUGGCAAACAGAAAUUGGCCUACAAACUAGAACAAGUCAUAACCCUCAUGAGCUUAGACAGCUGAGAACCGUCCUUCCAGGGCCGCCCUGGAGGGAGGGACACACCAAGCCGUGCCUCAGUCUAGAUUUCAUCUUUACCAAGUGCAAGUUCCGACUGGCAUCAGCAGCAUCCCCCGAGCAGCGCUGUCUCCCCGCCCCCGCCCGCUCUGCCUCUCUCUGUCUCUCCCUCCUUCCUGGAUCCCUUCUCUUUCGGUUGCUCUGCCAACACGCUUGGACCAAGCUGCCAACCCUCAGUCAGUCCGGGGUGGCCAGGCCCACGGGGAGGGUCCUGUCCAGAAGACAUCAGAGCGGGGCUCUCUUUCCAGCUGCUCCUGACUCCACACAGCAGCAGCAGCAGGGCCCAAAUGUGGACAGGAGCUGUGGACAGAGGAGGUUUCCAUGCUGCUACGUCACGUGCCGCUUGAGAGCCCCAACUUUGGUCCUAAACUUGGCUUAGGGAAGGGGCAGUGAGCUCAGUAUUAUCUUCGCGGAAGACAUCACAUGGCUUGCCCUUCCUGCACCUCCAUCUCCAAGAGGUCAGCCAGUGGUGGAGGCACUUCCUGCCUGUGAAAAGACAGGCCUCGCCUCCUACGUGUGGCAGCAGGGAAUGUGUGAGGAAGGGGAGCUCCUGGGGGCUGCUCCCACAUGCUGGGUCUAUGUCCAGAGGCCUCCUGUCCCUUUCCAACCUCCUUGAGGCCCCUCCAAGUGUCCAUGCGGACCUGCCUGCCCACCUUCCUCCCUGCCUGUGGCAAGCUAGGCAGGAGAAAGAAUAGCACUUACAUUCCACCAUGGAGACGCUCCUAACCUUCAAAUCUGGCUCCUAGAAGCAAAAGUAAUGUGGAGGGGGAGAAACGGAAAGAGAGUGGCAUCCGCCAUGGAAGCAGCUUCUGUGGUUCUCCAUUCACCCCCAAAUUCAAAUGUGUCGCCACCAUCGUCAUAGGUCCAGUCCAUUGCCAGAGCCUUAAGUGCUGUCUAGAGAAGGCAUCUCCACCCUCCUUGGUCGCCCUUCGCCAAGGGUCAGCGUGAAAUGCAGAGUGCAUCCAGGAGAUUCUACCUCCAGCCGUCUCCAAGGCUCCAUCCCCUCCAUCCUUGAGAACUCCACAGAAGGCCGGGGUGGACAGUCUUGUUCCUGUCCCCCCUGCAGAAUCUGGUGCCAUUGCUAUGCAGAUGACUUUGUCACUGGGCUGCCCAGACCUCCUAGGGAAUCAUUUCAUGGCCAUCUCGGCUGUGUCUUCAGUCAUUCUCCUUCCCGAUCCCUUCAGUAGUCACAGCUCACCAUGACAACCAAUGCCAGCCAACCCCGGCCCCAGCUUGUCGUGCCUGGGAGGGACUGGAAAAUGAAGCUAAGGGACCUGAAUGGAAAUGGAAGGAGGGACAUGCAACUGACCACAGCCCCAGCAUCCAUCUCUCCAUUCAUCCUUACAUCUAUGGAUACGCCAUUUUAGCCAGUCAGGCAAAUGUGUGCUCAGAAAUGUGUACUAGGUAAGCAGGGGCCAUGGCAAGAAUUAUUCUAGUGGUGGGUCCUGGGAACUUAUACUCUCGAAGGGACCUUAGGUGCUGUGUGGUCCAGUCUCCACCAUAAGCAGGAAUCUCUUCUGGCAGCUAUACUCUCUAGUUGUCCAUCACUCUGGGAGACCAGGAGAAGCAUCAUGGAAGAUGGUGUUGAUAAGGAUCCCACAGUCCUGCCAUCACUCCCUGAGCAUCCGACAUCCUUCCUUGUCAUCUAUCAGUGAGGAAGGAGCCACGUCAUUUCCAGCAAAGUCCAUGCAGCAUCCUGCGCUUUGAAGUACCUUCGCCCCUUUGAAUAUGAAUAAGUGCGUGUAUGUGAGCGCAUGUGCACGCACGUGUUUGCCCCAGGAGUAGGCAGAGAGCUCCGGGAGAUUUCUUGUCCUAUGUAGGAGGAUGUUGAAGUGUUUUGCUUCUCUGUCCCCUUGCUCAUCAGUUCGUCCUGCAGCUUCAGGACAUUUCCACACUUGCUUUCUAUGCUGCGUGCUGGUGGGUGGGAGGAGAGGGGACCUGUCCAUAGGCGAUCAGGGUGGUCAUCUUCCGAGGCCUGGACUUUGAUGACCCAGAGCAGGGCAUCUCAUGGCAUUUCAGAGGACAAAUGGAAAAAGACACAAGCAACCUAACAACCAGGAAGAGGAGAAUGGACAAAGAUGCUUUUGAAAGGAAAAAUAAAUAACCAAAGGUUUUGGCAAAUGGCCAGGUGGGAAGCGAGGAAUUUUUUUGAUCCUUUUAUUUCCUCCCAAGAAGCCACAGGACCUGACAGGCCAGAAAGGGUGCAUGUGGGAGGCAGGCUGAGGAGGCAGCUCAGCCACUGAAAUAUUUUUGCACAUACGAAAGGUUGGGAGGAGAGAGACGCAAACCUAUUUAACACAGAUUUGCUGGAUGGAAGCUGUGUGUGAGUGCGUGUGUGUCUGGAUGCAUUUUGAUUUAUUUUUUAAGUUUUGCACAGUUAGAGGAAAUAAGUGAACAAGUUGGGGGAAAAAAGGACAUGGUUUUUGCUGAAGUUUUUAUUUUUUACCUGAUGAUUAUUAUUGUUAUUAUUACGUUGUCGGUAUAGGACUCCCCCCUUGUUUUUGUUAUAAGCAAACCUUCAAACACCUCAGAGAAACAUAAAUGUCAGGAAGAAAGAGGAGAGAAGGACAGACAGGGGUACUGACUUUCCUCAUUUCUCCUGGGGCAGGACUUUGGGGCAGAUGUUACUUUAAUUGGCGGUGUGGGUGAUUCUGGUGCUUCAUUCACUCACAUUCUCUGUGAAAUUGGCUGGUCACCCAGAGCCACAACCCAUCUUGCCCAUAAAAAGAGUCUUCUUUCCUUUUGUUCUCCAUUUCUUCUGUUUGGCUUCUUGGUGCAAGUGUGAGAUAUUUAAAAGCAAAGAUAGGCAAUGUUGUCCAAAAACUGUUCUUUUCCCCCUGAAUCUUCUUUCCCAGCUCCCUGUGGGAUUCUCCAGCUCCUCUUGGAAGGCCAUAUGCCCAGAGAGCUGCCCAGGAGGGCACAGGGGUUCCCAGAGAGAGGCAGUCCUGCAGAACAAGUGUCCUCACGUCCUCCCUCCAUGUCAAAGUCAAUUUGCAGGGUCGCAGUUCUGUAGAAGGUGGAACCGGGGGAGAAAGGCAGUUUCCUGACCUCCCCCUUACUUGCCCCCUGAGCCCUUUUUCCCUUGAGACCACAGGGUCAAAAGAACUAAGCCAGGCAGAGAUUUUGAAAGUCAGAGGGAAAAGAGCCGAUGGCUGGGAACCUGGGAGCUGGAUGGGGUCCUGAAUUUGAAAGAGUGGGUGGAGGAAUGGAGAAAGAGAUCUGCAGGCUGCUCAUUUCUCCUGGGGCACAUGUGGGCUUGGCCCCCUCGUGCUUCCCUGUGGGGGGAGUCCUUGACAGUUCUUGUAACUGCAAAGAGGGCAUUAGGUGAAGUUAGCUAUGUGUCAGUUACCUCCUCAGGAAAAUACUUUCUUGCCUUCGUCUUUCAAUAUGGAUUUAAGUUUGGGGACAGAGAAUAACCCAAGUGUCCCCCCCAGGCCAAGGUACGUCAUACAGCCAGAGCUAGCCCCUAGCAUCUCCCACAUGUGAGCCAGGGUACCCCUGGGGGUGAGCUCAGGAUGCUUGAGUCAGGCUUUACCCAGAAAGAGACGUCCUUUCAAUAAAUCCUAAAGUUUGAGACAGACUGUUCAGGACUGUUCCCAGGGAGAAGCAGGAGUUGCUGACUGAUAAGUUCUCUCUGUCCUUGUCCCCUCAGGCUCAGCUCCCACUCCCAGCCUGGCGUUAAUGACAUACUCUCCCAGUACCUCCCCAGCCCUGAUGUUGCCAUCUCCAGGGUCCCUGGUGCUCACGUGCUCCCUUGCAUGUCUGGCUUCUGACCAGGCCCCUCCCCUGGUAGCAAGCAUCCUCCCUGUCCCUCUUUGCCCCUCCUGUACAUGGAGCCACCACCCCAAGGCUGUUUACAAGUCUAGGACAGGAGCAGCUCAGCACUCACAGGUCUGUCCUCUGGGACCGUCUCAGCCCCAGGUCACCCAAAAACUGCCUCUCUGAGUGAUAGGGGCUCCCCCAUCCAGCCAAGGCCCUGUGAGGCCCCUAUCAGAGGAGCCACAAGCAAUGAUGUCCCAAAUGACCCCUAUUCCAAAAGGCAAGCCUCUGGCACUGUCUCUAGGGCCCUGGACAGUCCUGUGAUCCCUCCUGGUCUGAACACCUCUCACUUUGCUCUAAAAAGGAAAGCCCAUUUCCAGUUGUUUUCCUCCCCAAGACUGAGGGGACACUGCCUCUGCCUGCACAGGCUGCCCACCAGAUGUGUAGCUAAGCGAGGGGCCAGUACUGCUGUCAUCACGAGCUGCCGUCUCCCCUCCUCACAGUGAGCCAGGAGUAAGGAAGAAUGGAUACAGGGAGUCACACUGCCACAGAAGGCCCAGAAAUGGCACCCUGGUGAGCAGUCUCAGCAAGUUCCUGAGGCUUCUGAGGGGCAUUUCUGUGACUGAGUGAGUGAGUGAGUGAGUGACCUCCAGGGACCACCAUGCCCAGGAGAAGGCCACCCAGCUAACCCACUGUCCUGACUCCUCCCUGACCUUCCAUCUUGUUCCUUGUUCAUUUCAAGGGCCUCCUUCCAGCCCCUCAGGACAGGUGACUGAGGGACAGACCCUGAACUCUUCCUUUUAGAAAAGCUGUGGACUGUUUAUUUGGGGUUUCGUAGUUGAUUAUUUGUAUAUUUUAAGAGUGAGAGUUAGAAGGGAGCCCAGGUGUGAAUGUGAAGUCCAAAUUACCGGGGUGAAAGAAGGACAUACAAAACUACCUGUGACUUUCAAGAGGAUGAGGAGAGCCUCAGGAGUCAGGGGCAGCCUCCCCUGUUAUUAAAGAAGGGGUCAGGAAGCUCCCCGAUGAGACGUGCCAGGGGAAGCAUCCUCCAUGGCUGCUAAUACUCUCUCUGCUUCCCCUGCACUUUUGAUGGACAGUCUCCAUGCCACCCCUUCUCCUCCCGCCUCCUGCCACCUCACCCCAAGGCAUCCUGCAUGUAGCAAAUAGAGCCUUAUUUUACAAGUGGUCAGCUGAGGUACAGGCACAGGUGACAGUUAAGAGGCAGUUCCUGAGAGAGGCUAGGGUCCCAAGAGCUUCUUCUCUCACGGUGCUCCUCAGUGGGAACCUGCAAGGACCAUUCCUCCCGUUGGGAAAGUACUCGCUACAGGAAAAGUUUCAGACAUUAGCAGAGACAUUCUUUUAAAAAAAAUUUACUACAAAUCAUUGCUCCCCAAUAAAAUUACUUUUUUGUUAGGGGGUGUGUCCAAGUUUAAAAAUUAUAUGGGAUUUUUUUCGUUGUAAAAAAAAUACACACUCAUUAGAGCCUCAAUUAAAUUCUUUGAGUAGACUGAUGACAGAAAGCAAAGGCAAGCAAAUCAAAACAAACUCCUUAACAGAACUUUCUGGGGGGAAAAAAAAGAACUUUCUGUACGUAUUGGCAGAGACAAAGAGGUGGUCCUGGUGGGCAGGGGUCCUUGGUUGGAGAGUCUCACCUGGCCUGCAGUCCCUCCUCCUUGGACUUCUGUCUGGUCCUGGCUCUCCAAGAUGUCCCCAGAGUUGCUGAAUCCUACACCUUCCCUCAAACAGCAGGGAGCCCCUGCUUGGGGGACCUUGUUCUCCCUCCCCAAGGACGCAAAAGCAAAUAGACUCCGGCUAUGCAGCUCACCUUCCACUGGUUUCUUUAGUUAGUAACUUUGAACUUACGACUCAAGCACAUUUUGGAAGGGUUCCUUAUGAGAGUAGAAGUCAAAACAGAGGAUACAGUUAGGGAACAACCCAAAGGACACUUGCAAAACUGAGACCACUUUACCAAACAGGACUAACGAGUGCUUCCGUGUGCAGAAGUCGGUGUGAUCCAGGGCGGAGGCGGGCUACGCGUCCUCAUCUGUCCUCCCCACUCCCUUCCCUCACGUUCUUGUCAGCUUGUUAAACCUUCCGUUCUUAAGAGUAAAGCUAGUUUACCUCAAAGAUUCUUGUUUCCAUUUGGAAACCAACACCUUCAUGUUUUAGAGAGGACAAUCCUCCCCUCCACUGCUCCCUUUCUGGGCCUGGUGUCCUUGGGACUUUGAGGUCUUGGCUUCGUCCUGCCUCAGCUGUUCUGAGUGAGAACAAGGCCUCCAGGCCCUGAGGUGGGAAGGAGGGAUUGGGUGCAGCUGCCCUCCUUCCCAUUCCAGAGGGUAGGGACCAGCCUCUCUCUUUCAACAGGGUCCUGCCAAGUUACCAUAGCAACCAGCAACUCCAGGGCACCACAAUCAUGGCUCAGCAAGCUGAGGUAUGAGGGGAGAAAAGGGGUACUGGCCUGGUCAGGUGAUCCAGAAUUAAGCCCCCCCCCCCCCAACAAUGCUAGAGGGGAAGAGAAGCAGGAAUGGAUGCAUGGGUGGUUUAAGGAACCAACAGGUCUUUGAGUCUCGGAGAGGUCACUGAAGGAGGUAGGGCAGGACACUUCUGUUCCAGUUACCCCUUCCAGCCACACCCCACUUCUGUUGCAAAAUCAAGCUCCCACCUUGAACACUGGUCUUUUGUUAGAACAAAGCAAAGCAAACCUUUAGACAGCAGUGUUAUAAUGAGCCUCAAAGACAGGUGGAUGAGAUCCAUGUGAAGAAGAGGGUCUUCUGGUUUGAUUUUUAAAGAAGAGUAUCCUAGUAAGAUUAAAAAAAAAAAAAAGAUUUUAAAAAGUUUUUAAAAAGAAAACCUAUGCUAUUUAAAUUGGAGCCCAGUUGUAAC